GACACCAUGAAACAUUCGCUUCAAAAACUGAUUCUCUGUUUGUUCAAAAUCUUUUAAUUCAAGUAAAUACAUCUUCUCAAGUUUGUAUAAAUCGUCUUUCUUUGGUUUAACCAUCUACACCUACUACGAUCAUGGUUCUGUUCUCCAAAUUCAUGAGCUGGCUUCUCUUAGCAAGCACAGCUACUGCAACUCAAACUAGCAAUGAUAUGUGCCAUGUCAAUCAAGAUCUCUCAUCCUACGAUCCCAUCGAGCUCCAAGCUCUACGCUCAGAAUGGACAACUGGUGUCGACAAAGCUUUCAAGGAGCACGGCGCUAUACUCCAAGAGCCCACAGACGCAGAAAUUGCGUUGAUUCCAGAAAACUUCCGAGAUAAGGCGAAAGAAGAGCACGCUAAAUGGUACAAAAUCGAGUGGGAGCAUCUGCCAAAUAUACUCAAGAACUGGAUUUUGGAACAUCCCUGGCAAACGGCCUUCCAUAUUGCAAAUGGAGCAGUUUACUUUGCACCAGCUGGAGCAAGCGGAUUAGUGCUCUGGGCACUAGGUUUCACCUCAGUAGGACCAAGAGCUGCAUCCUUUGCAUCAUUCCUGCAAAGUAAAAUCGGUUUGGUGAUCGCAAAGAGCUGGUUCGCAAUGUUUCAAAGCGUGCCCAUGAGUGGUUGGGGAGCACCCAUUGUGCACACGGCUACAAAGAUCGGGGCGUUCACUAAUAGCUUUGGUGCUGCAUUCUGGGGGUGGGCUCGUGGAAAUAGUACGGCGUAGACUGAGAAUAUGAGGGAGGGCAGCACUCUGGAGCAUGAUGGAAGAAGUUUCGAAGAGGUUGGCAGCAAUAGGUUGUGUCGUACGUAGUCUAGGAAGACUCGCCGCUUAAUACUACAUAUUUGAUCUUUCACUAUCAAUUAUCAGAUAUGCAGUCGUCUACAUUCCGAUAUGCAAGUCGCCAAAUCACGAAUGAUACUUCAAUUUUGGACCAGCCCAGUGAGAAGCAAUUUGAGUAAACCCUGCCCAUUCCGGAUAUUGUUGACAAGAGCAAAAUAACAAAUAAUCAAACGAAGAACA
This is a messenger RNA of Botrytis cinerea B05.10, 1055 nucleotides long. RefSeq lists its product as hypothetical. Gene Ontology annotation, cellular component: membrane. The coding region runs from base 132 to 758 and encodes 208 amino acids. Lineage: Eukaryota; Fungi; Ascomycota; Leotiomycetes; Helotiales; Sclerotiniaceae. The record is from RefSeq and is a predicted model, not a curated record. The transcript is spliced from 2 exons.